Messenger RNA from Topomyia yanbarensis, 618 nucleotides. Its product is annotated as general odorant-binding protein 19d-like. The transcript is spliced from 2 exons. Bases 75 to 518 code for a protein of 147 amino acids. Gene Ontology annotation, biological process: sensory perception of smell. Gene Ontology annotation, molecular function: odorant binding. Lineage: Eukaryota; Metazoa; Arthropoda; Insecta; Diptera; Culicidae. The record is from RefSeq and is a predicted model, not a curated record.
GCUAUAAAUGUUAGACCGAAGGGUUGGUUACUCAGUUACGGCUUAACCGUUGAUCGGGUUGGUUAGUUGCAAAAAUGAGAAAUUUGUAUAUUAUCGCCGUUUGCACCGUGUUGGUCCUAACAAGUUGUAAGGCCGAACAAACCGACGAAGAAAUGAAAGAACGUGGCAAAGAGAUGAUACGGGGCUUAGCUCAAGACUGCAAGGCCAGCGAAGGAGCUACCGAUGCUGACGUGGAAGACCUGGUCGAAGAUAAGAUGCCCGAAACUCAAGUGCAAAAGUGUUUCCAUUCUUGUAUGCAACAGCAAUUCGGGAUUUCUGAUGGCAAGCAGUUCUCGAAGAAAGGAUUUGUUCAGAUCAGUGCAAUGAUGUUCAAGAAGGAUGAAGAAAAACUCAACGUCGCCAAAGAAGUUGCUGAAGAAUGUGACGGCACGGCGAAUGAUGAUCGUUGUGAAUUAGCGGUGGAUAUCAUGACUUGUAUAAGGUCUGGUCUGGAGAAAAGAGGAAUCACUAAAGAUUGAGCAUGAUGUUUUUUUGGUAACUAGUUUUGUAUGAGGGUAACGAGCAUAUAAAUGGAUUGCUUGGUGGCCUUUUCUUGAAAAUAAAACAUUUUUAGUCAAA